This is a messenger RNA of Lycium ferocissimum, 503 nucleotides long. Its product is annotated as large ribosomal subunit protein cL38. The coding region runs from base 65 to 394 and encodes 109 amino acids. The record is from RefSeq and is a predicted model, not a curated record. NCBI's taxonomy places the organism in Eukaryota, Viridiplantae, Streptophyta, Magnoliopsida, Solanales, Solanaceae. Gene Ontology annotation, cellular component: ribosome; chloroplast. Gene Ontology annotation, biological process: translation. Gene Ontology annotation, molecular function: rRNA binding; structural constituent of ribosome. The transcript has a single exon.
CAUUAUCCAUGGUUCCAAAACCAAAACACACCCGUUGGAACAAAAACCAUUGCAGAACAACAAAAUGUCAGCCUCAGCCAUAUUCGGGUUAAACAUGUCAGUCUUACCUCGUCCGUCAACCGUUCCAACUGGACUCCACGGCGGCGCCACCAAGUUACCGCUACCAAGAAUUGUUGGGGGAUUGGUAAUUGAGUGUUCAUCGAGGCCACAAAAGAAAGCUACAGCUCACCAUAAGAAGACAAGGCCACGUAAGACUCAAGCUUGGGACAUCAAACGUGGACCAACUGUUUAUGCUCCCUUGCCGGACUUGCCACCUGAGUGGUCGUUUGCAAGUGAUGCUUCGGGUCAACCCGCUGGUGUUGGAGCUUCGGUAUCUGAUGCUAAGUCUGAGUAAUUCUUUCUGUUAUUUGCGCUUUGUAUAAUGGAAUUACCCAUUUCAGACUUUAUAAUUUUCACCUACGUACUAUGCUGUUUUUGCCUGUUGAAUAUGAAUAUUACUACUA